GACAGCGAGCGGGCCGGAGCGCGGCCGGGCCGAGGAGCGCCGCCGCCGUCGGGCGCGAAGCUCUGCAGCGCCGCGAACGCCUCGGCGCCCGCAGCCCCAGGAGCCCGGCGUCCCCGCAUUGUCCCCGGCCCCGUCGCGGAGAUCAGAUGGCUGUGUUCCAGAUAUUAACGUUUUCGGAAGCCUGACCUCCACACGGAAUUUCCAGUUGACCCAGUUUAAGUGUCUUCUGCACAAAUCUCAUAGUGUUUUACUGAUCUGCUCGGCAUUAUAAUUGAAGAAGGGGACUGUGUUACCUGUGUCCUUUCAGAAAGCUUGUUCAUUGCACGGUUUUUGGCACAUCCUCAGAGACUCAGGUGAGACCAUGAUGGCCUCCCCGAGGGGCAGGUGCUGAGACCUCUCCCCAGUCCCCGUCACCGUUCAUCCUGACGCCAUUUCCAGUCUCAGUAUCUAAAUGCCACAGUGCUCUUCUGGCAAGUUGGGCUGGGAACCCCUGUUGCCUUGUAAGACCAUAAAACCAUGGGAAACGCAGAAAGUCAAAAUGUAGAGCAUGAGUUUUAUGGAGAAAAGCAUGCCAGCCUGGGGCGCAAGCACACGUCGCGCUCACUGCGCCUGUCGCACAAGGCACGGCGGACGAGGCACGCGUCCUCGGGGAAGGUGAUCCACAGGAACUCCGAAGUGAGCACGCGAUCCAGCAGCACGCCCAGCAUCCCCCAGUCCCUGGCUGAAAAUGGCCUGGAGCCCUUCUCCCAGGAAGGCACCCUAGAGGACUUCGGGACCCCCAUUUGGGUGGACCGAGUGGAUAUGGGCUUGAGACCCGUGUCGUACACCGAUUCUUCCAUCCCUCCCAGCGUAGAGAGCAGCAUCGUCCUCACAGCCGCCUCUGUGCAGAGCAUGCCCGACUCGGAGGAGAGCCGGCUUUACGGGGAUGACGCUACGUACUUGGCUGACGGGGGCAGGAGGCAGCGUCCCUAUACAUCCAAUGGGCCCACGUUCAUGGAGACGGCGAGCUUUAAGAAGAAACGCUCCAAAUCUGCAGACAUCUGGCGGGAGGACAGCCUGGAAUUCUCACUCUCUGAUCUGAGCCAAGAACAUUUAACAAGCAACGAAGAGAUCUUGGGUUCCACCGAAGAGAAAGACUGCGAGGAGGCUCGGGGGAUGGAACCCCGGGUGAGCCCCCGGCAGCUCAGCACCUGUCAGCGUGCCAAUUCCCUGGGUGACCUGUAUGCUCAGAAAAACUCCGGGGUGACGGCAAACGGGGGGCCCAGGAGCAAAUUUGCAGGCUACUGCCGGAAUCUGGUGUCUGAUAUUCCCGAUCUUGCAAACCGUAAGAUGCCACCAGCUGCUGCCGAAGAGUCUCUUCCGUAUAGUAAUUAUAACACACUUCCCUGUAGGAAAUCUCACUGUCUUUCUGAAGGUGCCACCAACCCACAAAUUAGCCAUAGCAACAGCAUGCAAGGCAGAAGAGCAAAAACAACUCAGGAUGUUAAUGCCGGCGAGGGCAGUGAGUUUGCGGACAGUGGGAUCGAAGGGGCCACCACCGACACGGACCUCCUGUCCAGGCGAUCCAAUGCCACCAACUCCAGCUACUCGCCCCCCACCGGCCGCGCCUUCGUGGGCAGCGACAGCGGCAGCAGCUCCACCGGGGAUGCGGCCCGCCAGGGGGUGUACGAGAAUUUCCGUCGGGAGCUGGAGAUGAGCACCACCAACAGCGAGAGCCUGGAGGAGGCGGGCUCGGCGCACAGCGACGAGCAGAGCAGCGGCACCCUGAGCUCCCCCGGCCAGUCCGACAUCCUGCUCACGGCAGCGCAGGGCACGGUGCGCAAGGCCGGGGCGCUGGCCGUCAAGAACUUCCUGGUGCACAAGAAGAACAAGAAGGUGGAGUCGGCCACCCGGCGGAAGUGGAAGCACUACUGGGUGUCCUUGAAAGGGUGCACACUCUUUUUCUACGAGAGCGACGGCAGGUCUGGAAUAGACCACAACAGCAUCCCUAAGCACGCCGUCUGGGUGGAGAACAGCAUUGUGCAGGCUGUGCCCGAGCACCCCAAGAAGGACUUCGUCUUCUGCCUCAGCAAUUCUCUGGGUGACGCCUUCCUCUUUCAGACCACCAGCCAGACGGAGCUGGAGAACUGGAUCACGGCCAUCCACUCCGCCUGCGCAGCCGCCGUCGCAAGACACCACCACAAGGAAGACACGCUCCGGCUCCUCAAGUCCGAAAUCAAAAAACUGGAACAGAAGAUUGAUAUGGAUGAAAAGAUGAAGAAAAUGGGUGAAAUGCAGCUGUCUUCAGUCACUGAUUCAAAGAAGAAGAAAACCAUAUUAGAUCAGAUCUUUGUUUGGGAGCAAAAUCUUGAACAGUUCCAAAUGGACCUAUUUCGUUACCGCUGUUACUUAGCUAGCCUCCAAGGUGGGGAACUGCCAAACCCCAAAAGGCUACUUGCUUUUGCAAGCCGACCAACGAAGGUGGCAAUGGGCCGUCUUGGGAUCUUUUCUGUAUCAUCCUUUCAUGCCCUGGUGGCAGCUCGCACUGGUGAGACUGGAGUGAGACGUCGUACUCAGGCCAUGUCCAGAUCUGCAAGCAAGCGAAGGAGCAGGUUUUCUUCCCUUUGGGGUCUGGACACUACCUCCAAAAAGAAGCAGGGGCGCCCCAGCAUCAAUCAGGUGUUCGGUGAGGGAACUGAUGCUGUAAAGAAAUCUUUAGAGGGAAUAUUUGAUGACACUGUUCCAGAUGGCAAGAGGGAAAAAGAAAUGGUCUUGCCCAGCGUCCACCAGCACAAUCCUGACUGCGACAUUUGGGUCCAUGAGUAUUUCACUCCAUCCUGGUUCUGUCUGCCAAAUAAUCAGCCAGCCCUCACAGUCGUCCGGCCCGGGGACACUGCCCGGGACACCCUGGAGCUGAUCUGCAAGACACAUCAACUGGAUCAUUCUGCUCAUUACCUGCGUCUGAAAUUUCUAAUAGAAAACAAAAUGCAACACUACGUUCCGAACCCCGAGGAGGACAUUUAUGAGCUGCUGUACAAAGAAAUUGAAAUCUGUCCAAAAGUCACCCGGAACAUCCAGAUUGAGAAGUCAGAUACAGCCAGUGAUAAUUACGGGUUUUCACUUUCCUCUGUGGAAGAAGAUGGUGUUCGAAGGCUCUAUGUGAAUAGUGUCAAGGAAACUGGUUUAGCUUCCAAGAAGGGCCUGAAAGCGGGAGAUGAGAUUCUCGAGAUCAAUAAUCGUGCUGCAGGCACCCUGAACUCCUCCGUGCUCAAAGAUUUCCUCACGCAGCCGUCCCUGGGCCUCCUGGUGCGGACCUACCCGGAGCCGGAGGGAGGCGUGGAGCUGCUCGACUGCCCGCCCCACCGCGCCGACGGCCCUGUGGACCUCAGCGAGAGCCCCUUGGCCUUUCUCAGCAGCAAUCCAGGACACGGCCUCUGCAGCGAGCAGGGCAGUAGCGCCGAGACCGCUCCGGAGGAGACCGAAGGGCCGGACUUGGAAUCCUCAGAUGAAACUGAUCACAGCAGCAAGAGCACAGAACAGGUGGCCGCGUUUUGCCGCAGUCUGCAUGAGAUGAACCCCUCUGACCUGAGCCCAUCUCCUCAGGACACCACGGGGCCUCAGCUGGCCACCAUGAGGCAGCUCACGGACGCUGACAAGCUGCGCAAGGUGAUCUGCGAGCUCCUGGAGACGGAGCGCACCUAUGUGAAAGACUUAAACUGUCUCAUGGAGAGAUACCUAAAACCUCUUCAAAAAGAAACUUUCCUCACCCAAGAUGAGCUUGAUGUGCUCUUUGGAAAUCUAACCGAAAUGGUAGAGUUUCAAGUAGAAUUUCUGAAAACUCUAGAAGAUGGAGUGAGACUGGUACCCGAUUUGGAAAAGCUUGAGAAAGUCGAUCAAUUCAAGAAAGUGCUGUUCUCUCUGGGGGGAUCCUUUCUGUAUUACGCUGACCGCUUCAAGCUCUACAGUGCCUUCUGCGCCAGCCACACGAAGGUCCCCAAGGUCCUGGUGAAAGCCAAGACGGACCCGGCUUUCAAGGCAUUCUUAGACGCCCAGAACCCGAAACAGCAGCACUCCGCCACUCUCGAGUCUUACCUCAUCAAGCCCAUCCAGAGGGUCCUCAAGUACCCGCUUCUGCUGAAGGAGCUCUUUGCCCUGACAGACGCAGAGAGCGAGGAACACUACCAUCUGGACGUGGCCAUCAAGACUAUGAACAAGGUUGCAAGUCACAUCAAUGAAAUGCAGAAAAUUCAUGAAGAAUUUGGGGCUGUGUUUGACCAGCUCAUUGCUGAGCAGACUGGUGAGAAAAAAGAGGUUGCAGAUCUGAGCAUGGGGGACCUGCUUUUGCACACCACGGUGAUAUGGCCAAACCCGCCGGCCUCACUGGGAAAGUGGAAAAAGGAGCCAGAAUUGGCAGCCUUUGUCUUCAAAACUGCUGUGGUCCUUGUAUAUAAAGAUGGCUCCAAACAGAAGAAGAAACUUGUAGGAUCUCACAGGCUUUCCAUUUAUGAGGACUGGGACCCCUUCCGGUUUCGGCACAUGAUCCCUACUGAAGCUCUGCAGGUUCGAGCUUUGGCAAGUGCAGAUGCAGAAGCAAACACUGUGUGUGAAAUUGUCCACGUCAAAUCGGAGUCUGAAGGGAGGCCAGAGAGGGUCUUCCAUCUGUGCUGCAGCUCUCCAGAGAGCCGGAAAGAUUUCCUGAAGGCUGUGCAUUCCAUCCUGCGUGAUAAGCACAGAAGACAGCUCCUCAAAACCGAAAGCCUUCCCUCAUCCCAGCAAUAUGUACCUUUCGGAGGAAAAAGAUUGUGUGCGCUCAAAGGGGCCAGGCCAGCCAUGAGCAGGGCAGUGUCCGCCCCAAGCAAGUCUCUUGGGAGAAGGAGGCGGCGACUGGCUCGAAACAGGUUUACCAUUGACUCUGACGCCAUCUCUGCCAGCAGCCCGGAGAAAGAGUCCCAGCAGCCCCCCGGUGGCGGGGACACUGACCGGUGGGUGGAGGAACAGUUCGAUCUUGCUCAGUACGAGGAGCAGGAUGACAUCAAGGAGACAGACAUCCUCAGUGACGAUGAUGAGUUCUGCGAGUCCGUGAAGGGUGCCGCAGUGGACACGGACCUCCGGGAGCAGCUCCAGGCUGCCUCCAUCAGUCAGCGGGAGAGAGGCCGGAGAGCCCUGGAUAGUCACGCGUCCCGCAUGACGCAGCUCAAGAAGCAGGCCGCCCUCUCGGGCAUCAACGGAGGCCUGGAGAGCCCGGGCGAGGAAGUCAUUUGGGUCAGGCGGGAAGACUUCGCCCCGUCCCGCAAGCUGAACACUGAGAUCUGACUGUCCUUCCCCCCCAGAGUGUGUGUAGAUACUCGGCCCUCACGCUGCCUCCCCUCCUGUCCCUCUCCUGUCCCCAAGAGGAGGAGAAUGUUCCCUUAGGUCGCACUCUUGCACACACGGUCUUGGCGGCUGACUUUUGUUGCGAAGCCAUGUAGCCACCCAACUUCGUCAUUUCUAACGACAUCGGAAAGGAUUGUUCAGAAUCCCCAAUAAGCUCGAGUCCUAUCUUCUGUAUAUUACUAAGGGCUUUUAUUUAUUCUCAACUAAUCAGGGCCGGAAGAAUUAAAAAAUUAAAAAAAAAAAAAAAAGAUUCUACAGCACUGGAAAGCGAAUGAGCCCCAGGAGUUUAAAGUAUGUACAACGGAUUAGUUGAAGGGAUAGCACAAAAAAAAAAAGUAAUAAAUCAUCAGCAUCAUAAAAAAGUCACUCUAUCUGAAAUCAGUCCAGGAGCCAUCUCUAAGUUGGGGAACCACCUUCAAACAUGAAAUGCCACCAAGCAACUGUACAGCUGAACAGUGUUCUUACUCCUUUCCCUCUUCAAUGUCUGAGAAUAUCUGUGUAUUCUAAGAAUGUGUGAGGAGAUGGUGGACAUGUAUGUUUUGAUGAGCUGUUGUUUUUUGUUUUUUUUCCCUCUCUCUCUUCUGUUUUGGUCUAUGGCUGGUCUUACUCGAUGUCAGUGUCGGAAGUUCUAGUUUUGCAUAGAAUUGUAAAGAUGCCAAACUCUUUGAAAAGAGAUCCAAAUUUAUCACUUGAAAAAAAAAAACACUAUUUUUUGUAUUUUACCUGAGAUGUAGGGGCACAAACAGAUGAGAAUUUUACAGUGUUAGUGUAACUGAGUCUUAAAAAAAAAUGAGGAUUUUACCUUUUACAGAGAGAGUGAGGCGUGGUGAUUUAUAUUUAUAUAUGAAAGGCCAGUGAGAUGCUUAGGAGAAACUUUUUUUCCAAGAAGAAGAUUUCUUUUUGUUUUUUUGUUUUGUUUUGUUUUUUAAUGUUGGAAUCUCUAUCUGAGAUGGGAGCUUGGCUGGAUUAAACGUGACACCCGAAUGGGCGUGUGUGUCUGUUGCACAUGGCGGGGGAGGGGAGACUCCUUCUCAAGGGGUUGCCAUGGUGAUCAUUGGUUUUCCCAUCAAAGUUGCAUCUUCAUCCAUAGAUUACCUGUCCCUUCCCUGACCGUCCAUACCAAACCUCUUAUCAAAACAGCCUUUUCAGAAACAUCCCUUGCGUUUCACACUUUCUCCAUGCCAACGAAACAGGGUAAACAUGCUAAAAAUCUAACGUUCUCAACAGAUUUCCAAACAGGAGGAACAAAAACAAGUUAAAGCACUUUCGAUUUUCUCUUUUUUUUAACGGUUUAUAGCUUUUUUUUUUUCUUCCCAUUUCACAAUGUCCACUUCCUAAGAAGGGUUUAAAUAAUAUGAAAACUUUCUUUUUGGGGAAAAUAUCUAUUUGGUGUUUGACACAUCAGUAGGUACUUUAAAGACCUGAAUUUUAUAGUAGCUUUAGGAAUUAUAUUUUAUAAAAAUCAGUUAUGACUUUAUAUUUCCAGACGAUAGAGUUCAGAAUAUCACGCUCUUCUGCCCCUGCUUGCUUUACCCGCUUUCCUCCCCGUAUCCCUCCCCUUUUUUGGGUUUCCAGGGCUUUGAGCUUGAUCUUUUGAAAGUUUUAUUCUAUUAAAUUUUUGCUAUAUCUUCUGAUUUUCUUAAAAAGCUUUAGAAUGGUUUCUAUACCCUUUGUACCACUGCAUUGUUCCAUAUCACCUCCAGUUCGAUUGUGUCCGGAUGGAAAACUGAAGCAGAGACUUCUGAUGAGUCACACUUACUGACCCCAGUGCAACAGUUCCGUCUGAAAAAAUGCUGGAAAGUCUGGUGCUUAGAGAGGGUGCCAUUGUCUCUUGUACAUAAGGUCAUGACGUGUCUAUGUCAAAAGUUCUUAUAUAUUUCUUUUAUAAGCUGAAAGAAGGUCUAUUUUUAUGUUUUUAGGUCUACGAAUGGAACGUUGUAAAUGCCUGUCAAACAAUAAAAAUACUGAAAAGUA
Molecule: messenger RNA, 7326 nt
Organism: Ailuropoda melanoleuca (giant panda)
Lineage: Eukaryota; Metazoa; Chordata; Mammalia; Carnivora; Ursidae
Gene: TIAM1
Product: TIAM Rac1 associated GEF 1
Exons: 29
Coding region: 517-5292 (1591 amino acids)
Biological process (GO): activation of GTPase activity; small GTPase-mediated signal transduction
Cellular component (GO): plasma membrane; cytosol
Molecular function (GO): guanyl-nucleotide exchange factor activity; protein binding
Source: RefSeq, a predicted model, not a curated record